Messenger RNA from Penicillium canariense, 1587 nucleotides. Its product is annotated as SH3 domain protein. The transcript is spliced from 3 exons. Lineage: Eukaryota; Fungi; Ascomycota; Eurotiomycetes; Eurotiales; Aspergillaceae. Gene Ontology annotation, molecular function: protein binding. The record is from RefSeq and is a predicted model, not a curated record. Bases 1 to 1587 code for a protein of 528 amino acids.
AUGUCAUCUUGUUUGUCAUUGUCGGGGUCGACGGCCUGCCCGGCGUGGAGUAGCUCGAAAGUCUCCACUAAUUCGAGCCAGUAUUCGAGCUUUCCAUGGCUCGACGGCGUUUCUAAUCUCACAUCAUUCGAUCAAGCCCUGAGCAAUUAUGUUUCGGACACUUAUGUCACCUCCAAAUAUGUCGACCUGUUGGGUUGCGAGGGCCUCAAUAAAAGCGCCAUGAAUGAUUAUUAUGCCCAAUAUACCACCAGUGUGAUUUGCAGCGGUCUCAUUCAGAGCUCCAAGGAUGAUUGUGGCCUGUCUUCCGCCCAAUCAGAACCGCUAUGUGCCGAGACGUGCGCGCUCAUGGCCACCAGCGAACAGGAGAUCAUGGUCAACAAGCAACUCUGCCCGAAAACCAACGAGGAUUACAUGAAACAGAUUCGCUCCGAUUUCACUAUCUGUUCGAACCCGGCUGACUCGCUGACCGGAAGCUGUGUGGAUGGGUCCGACAACGAGCCGGACAACUGCGGUUUCUCAUCUAAUACGAUCGGCCUGUGCACCUACUGUGCGUCCAGCUCGCCCAACUCAACCGAUACUUGCUGCGCCAGCUCCAAUUCCACAACCCGCUGUCAUGGUGUCAGCAUUCCAACCUCGACCGCAACCCUGCAGCCGAUCGUCACCACCACCACCGCCGCCGCAGCCAGUGCUGAUGUCGCUCACCAUGAUCUGUCAGGGGGCCAGGUUGCCGGUAUUGUGAUUGGGUCGGUUGCAGGAGCGGCCAUCCUCGGCGCUCUGCUUGCUUUCCUUUUCAUCUGUACUCGCCGCCGCAAGCGGUCACAAUCCGAUGCUGCACUUAAUCAGCCAAACCCACAGCGUAAGGGCGCAUCACCACCCAUGCAGCAACCGGAAAGCCCGACAGGAUACAAUAUGGUUCCUGGCGGUCGUGUUGCUCGCAUGUCCGCCCUCCGCGAGAUUCCCAGUACCUCUCCAGCCCACUCGCGAACAUCUGGAGCGAUGUUUGGCGGUACGAAGUAUAGUGAUUCAUCCGACUCGGAGGCCAGGGGCGCCAGCCCAGGGGCUAUGUCUCGGCGAAUUCCCCCUGUGACCGGAAAGCGUCAUGGCUCGCUUUCGAGCAGCUCUGCUCUGGCUGGACUGGACAGUGAUAGCUCACCUCUAUCUGGUACUGCGAAUCAAUACUCGUCCCCUGAGGGGGUGACCAGUGGCCAGUCCGAGCAGCUGUCGUACUUCCGCGACUACUACUCGCAAGACGAUAUUCAACCCGGCGACAAGGUGGCUGCCCUGUGGGCAUAUUCUCCCCGGGCGGGUGAUGAAUUUGAGCUGGACCGUGGUGAGAUGCUGAAGGUGAUUGGCAUCUGGGACGACGGUUGGGCCACAGGUGUCCGUCUCGCCGAGCGAGCGGAGGACUAUGACAUUCGUCAUCGCGAGCAGCGUGACAGUGGAGUAUCCAAUGGCUCGCAGCGGCUGGGCCCGUCACCUGCGCCCUCCGGCGAGAUCAAAGCCUUCCCGUUAGUGUGUAUCUGUCUGCCGCAGCACUGGCGGAAGAUCAUCGAUGGUGGCGUCCCGGAGGACGACGAAGAAGUUUGA